AAAAGCCCAGUGAGCUCGGAGGCGUCUCAGUUGUCUAACGACUUCUGACCAAGAAGUGUCUAAGUGGAUACAACUGAAGAAGCUCCUCUUCGACUAACAACAUCCAAACGGAUUAUUUUUAAGCAUUUUUCUCUUACGGAACUUAAGAAAACAAGUCUGAAACCAUGCCCGUGUCGAGGGAGAGAAUGAGGCCAUGGCUGGAGAAGAUGAUCGAGUCCAAAUCCAUCGCGGGCCUGACUUGGAUGGACAAGGAGAAGAUGACGUUCUCCAUCCCCUGGAAGCACGCGGCUCGUCACGGCUGGGAGCUGGACAAGGACGCGUGUCUGUUCAAGAAGUGGGCCAUUCACACCGGGAAGUACGUGGAGGGCCAGGCCUGCGACCCCAAGACGUGGAAGGCCAACUUCCGCUGCGCCAUGAACUCGCUGCCCGACAUCGAGGAGGUGAAGGACAAGAGCAUCAACAAGGGCCACCAGGCCAUGCGUGUGUUCAGGAUGCUGCCCGUCGCCCCCAAAUCGCGAGAUAAGCGGAGCAAGGGGAAGGAAGCGAAGCACAGGAAGAAGAGCUCGGUCAAGAUGCAGGAGGACCCCGACUACAGCGACACGCAGUCCCCCGUGGCCCCGUCGCUGCCGGAGGAGAGCAUGUCCACACAGGAGAACACCAUCGACAGCACGGUGCACACGGAGCAGCAAGACUUCUCCUUCGUCACCCCGUCCGAAGUUCCCGAGUGGUCCCUGUCCGUGGAAAUCGGGCCCGACGCGUUCCCUCCCACCCUCAGCCACAGAUUUGAGGUUUCGCCCGACCACAGCCCCGGUUACUACGACGACGAUAUUGUCCAGAUUUGCCAGCAACUGGAGAGAGAAUCACAGCUUUUCCCAAGCACUGUAGACGACAGGGGGUUCCUGAGCAAUGAAGCAUGCACCAGUCCAGGCAGCCAGUGGAGUGAAUCCUCCUCAGGAGACGAUGUAGAAGAAGCGCCACAGUACACAACCCUCGGCACAGACUUCACGAAUCACACAGACGACUUCUGGAACGCUCUGUUCAUGAAGGCCGGCGUGGUUUAAACCUUUGAACUCUGGACUCUUUUUAAACUCGGGACCCGUCCCCUCCGGUCUGUGACGGGAGGAGGCCUCGCCCAAAGCUACGCAGACCCCCCCCACGGAUGCUGUGCGUCGCAGCAGCGGGAGAAUCCUCUGCUCAGAUGUAAAUGUGAAGCAAUGAAGAAGCGUGCACUGCUGGUUGUUUUUGAUGGGUUUACAGCUUUAUUAUCGUGCAGGCCAAACGUAAACAGUCUCCCACUAACAACAGGCAGUUAAGGGCGGUUCAGGGUGAUCAUGUACCUACAAUACCUACAAUAACUUCUGUUCUUCCGUUAUUCAUGUAGAUGUGAAUAGGAUGUACAUAUCUUUCAGGGCCUGAGAGCGCCGUCUCCUUCACUUUCCUGUAGCUUGAGGUGAAUGUACAUUGUUUCUGUAAAUAGUUGUGUGUGCUGUGUUUUUAUAAAAUAAAAGAUAUGUUUUAUCUGGA
Messenger RNA from Betta splendens (Siamese fighting fish), 1524 nucleotides. RefSeq names its product interferon regulatory factor 1b (gene irf1b). Gene Ontology annotation, cellular component: nucleus. The transcript has 10 exons. Gene Ontology annotation, molecular function: RNA polymerase II cis-regulatory region sequence-specific DNA binding; DNA-binding transcription factor activity, RNA polymerase II-specific. Bases 165 to 1061 code for a protein of 298 amino acids. The record is from RefSeq and is a predicted model, not a curated record. Gene Ontology annotation, biological process: immune system process; regulation of transcription by RNA polymerase II. Lineage: Eukaryota; Metazoa; Chordata; Actinopteri; Anabantiformes; Osphronemidae.